AUUUAAGAUGAAAGAGAAAAAGGAAAGCGAAUUCGUCCUAAAAGAGGAAGAAAGCUCAAACAACACUUCUGCCUCUAUCCCAAAACAAGAAGGCGAUAGAGGGGAAACUUCCACAGGCUUCAAGCUGUACAAGAUCCGCUGGCCGAUAUGAGCCUUCUUUACCAUGUCGAUGGCAGCUAGCGGAUUAGCUCAGAUUGGGUUAGGUCCAAUCAUGACUAUCAUUCAAGACAUCUACGAUGUGAAGGGAAUUAUGUCUUCUCUCCUGAUUUUGCCAUUUACUAUUUUCUUUAUUCCUUUAAUUUUCCCUGCAAAUUAUCUGAUUGAGAAUUAUGGGAUAAGAAUACCUGUAUAUAUUGCUUCCUUGACUUUGGUUAUUGGGGCAUGGAUCAGGAUUUUCGUGAACACAAGUUAUUAUUUCCUCCUAGCUGGUCAAUGAAUUAUGGCACUUGGGCAACCAUUUGUGCUGUCUUCUCCCGCCAAACUGGCUGGUGUGUGGUUCGGUGAUAAAGAAAGAGCCAUUGCAACCACAGUUGGAUCAAUUGCAACCCCAUUUGGAGCGGUUAUAGGAUAUCUUCUCCCAUUACCGUUGAUCUCUGAUCAGGAUGUUACACCUCAGGAUCAUGCAGAAUCUACAUUUUUAAGAUAUAUAAUCGUCCAAAGCAUUAUAAUUACAGUUUUGGGACUCCCAGUAAUGUUAUUUAUUCAAAACAGACCACCAACUCCUCCAAGUAUUUCAGCUGCAAAUGCAAUUAAAAAGAAAUCUGGAGGAAUGUGUAAGAGCAUGAAGAAGCUAGUUGGAAGUAUCGAUUUUAUUUGGCUAGUUCUCGCCUUCUCUUCUAUUUUUACGAUCUAUACCGUACUUGGAGCUGCCCUUGCACCACUUACAGCUAGUUUUGGUUAUAACUCACAGGAUAAUAGUCUCUUCGGAUCAAUUUAUGUAGUUGGAGGAGUUGUAGGCUCGUUCAUUCAUGCAAUAUUCCUGGAUAGAUUUGCACGAUACAAGCUUCAAUACGUAAUAAUCGGGAUAUUAAACUGCAUAUCCUUCGCGCUUGUAGUUUUCUUAAUAGACAUUAAAAGUACUCCUUUGACAACAUGCUUAUUAUUCUUCAUGGGAUUUGCCCAGUUGCCCAUAAUCGGGGUAUCAUAUUCCUUCUGAGCUGAACUAACUUACCCCAUUAAUGAGGCUCUUUCAUGAGGGUUCCUUCAACUGUUUGGGUCUAUUAUUGCUACUCUAUUCACAUUCUUGGCGACUUCUAUGAUUUCUAAUGACCAGAAGUUCCUUGCUCUUUACAUCUUGCUUGGCCUGUGAGGAGUCGGACUUUUGUGUAAGCUAUUAGUCAGAGAGAUACUUAAGAAGAAAAGAGCUGGUAUCAGAGGAACCAUAUUUUCAUUCCAUAUUGGGAAUCAUCAUUUCCCAAAUUCAUAUCUCAACAAAACAAGAUCUGACAGGAGUGACUUUGUUCCCCUCAUUGAUUCUGAUGAUGUUGACAGAAUAGGAUAAUAUUAUUUAAAAUUCCUCGGUUUUAAAAGUUUCAAUUG
Moneuplotes crassus is the source of this 1539-nucleotide messenger RNA. The record is from the annotation of a GenBank genome assembly. NCBI's taxonomy places the organism in Eukaryota, Ciliophora, Spirotrichea, Euplotida, Euplotidae.